GUAGCGUGAUGAUGUAAGCAGUGUUGGCGUGGUGACGUACGAGGGGCCGCGCAUGUUGCGGCCUGUGGUCGGUACGUAGGUUUAGAAUUGUAGCGGGCAGUGGGGCGCUCCAGUUACCUACUGCACUUGGUUUCUUUCUGGCGUUUGCCAAGUAUCCUGUCUGUUCCGCCCCGUUGGGAAGAGAGGGAAACGGAAGGUUCUGUGGGGACAGCUGGGAGUCCCGAAGGAGAAAGCGUGCAGCUGGAGGGUUCUGGAGCAUCUUAUAGCCGAGCUGUAGCCGCGGAAGGGGAGCCGCUGAGAAGGGAGGGUCCUCGCAGGCGCGUUCGAACCGCGACGUCUGGGCUGCUCUCGCGGAGGGCCAGGGCGGCCGCACGAUGUUGGGGGCCCGCUGCUUGCUCCGGGCGGUGCGCUUUUGUUCCUCUGCCCCCUGCCCCAGGCACAAACCUUCAGCCAAACUGAGCGUGCGGGACGCUCUCAGGGCCCAGAACGCGAGUGAGGAACGUGUUAAGGUCCAGGGAUGGGUUCGUUCUGUCCGAUCUCAGAAGGAAGUCUUGUUCCUGCAUGUAAAUGAUGGGUCAUCUUUGGAAAGCCUUCAGGUUGUUGCAGAUUCAAGCCUUGACAGUAGAAAAUUAACUUUUGGGAGUUCUGUGGAAGUCCAAGGGCAGCUGGUAAAAAGUCCAUCCAAAAGGCAAAAUGUGGAACUGAAGGCAGAAAACAUUGACGUUAUUGGAAAUUGUGAUGCUAAGACUUUCCCCAUCAGAUACAAAGAAAGGCAUCCUCUGGAAUACCUGAGACAAUAUCCUCACUUGAGGUGUAGGACUAACAUUCUGGGAUCUAUACUGAGGAUUCGCAGUGAAGCGACAGCUGCUAUUCAUUCUUUCUUUAAGGACAGUGGCUUUGUGCAUAUUCAUACUCCAAUAAUCACAUCCAAUGACUGUGAGGGAGCUGGAGAACUUUUUCAACUUGAAGCUGCAGGCAAAAUAAAAGUACCUGAGGAGAAUUUCUUCAAUGUUCCUGCUUUCUUAACUGUCUCAGGACAGCUUCAUCUAGAAGUGAUGUCAGGAGCUUUUACUCAAGUGUUUACCUUUGGUCCAACCUUCCGAGCUGAAAAUUCUCAGAGCCGGAGGCACCUGGCAGAGUUUUAUAUGAUAGAAGCAGAGAUUUCUUUUGUUGACAGCCUUCAAGAUCUCAUGCAGGUUAUGGAGAAACUCUUCAAGGCUACAACAAUGAUGGUUCUCUCAAAUUGUCCUGAAGAUGUUAAUCUCUGUUACAAAUUCAUAGCUCCGGGCCAAAAGGACAGAUUAGAACUUAUGCUGAAAAACAACUUUUUAAUCAUUUCUUACACUGAAGCAGUGGAGAUCUUAAAGCGAGCAUCCCAGAACUUCACCUUUACCCCAGAGUGGGGUAUUGAUCUACAAACUGAACAUGAAAAGUACCUGGUGAAGCACUGUGGCAACAUACCCGUCUUCGUCAUUAAUUAUCCAUUAGCACUCAAGCCUUUCUACAUGAGGGAUAAUGAAGAUGGCCCUCAGCACACAGUUGCUGCUGUUGAUCUUCUGGUUCCUGGAAUUGGGGAACUCUUUGGAGGAGGCCUCAGAGAAGAACGAUACCAUUUCUUAGAGGAGCGCCUAGCCAGAUCAAGACUUACAGAAGUCUACCAGUGGUAUCUGGACCUUCGUCGAUUUGGAUCUGUGCCACAUGGAGGUUUUGGGAUGGGAUUUGAACGCUACCUGCAGUGCAUCUUGGGAGUUGACAAUAUCAAGGAUGUUAUUCCUUUCCCAAGGUUUCCUCAUUCAUGUCUUUUAUAGCUGGAAGAUUGGUUAAGGAAAAGCAACUCAUGGCAGAGGCACUGCACGUGAUUUCUGCAUACAUUGGAAUGCAUGUUUGGAUUUUAGAAAUGCAAAUUUCAAUAUAUAAUUGUUGUGGUACCAUAAGAUAUCAUAGAAAAAAUAUAAGUGGUUGUGAUUUUCUUAGAAAGUUGAGGCCUUUCACGUAAGGAUGAUUUCCCCCAAGUACAAGUACUUAUAGCAAGGGGUCUCAAAUCCUUUACCUCAAUUAAGAAGAAUUGAAGAAAUUGAAUUAGAUAAUCUCAAAGUUUCUUUUCAACUCUAAAACAGGAUGAGAUAGUAUAUUUUACUUUGUCUAUAAUCAUUAAAUCACUUUCCUGUGUAAUUUUUGAGAACCAUCUAGUAGAUCAAAAUAAGGUUGGAUCUUUUCUCCCCUUGCCAUAUACUUCGUGAUAAAUGCUUAUCUUAUUUUCAGUGCUUUAACUAAACAUUGCAGAAAAGAAAUAUUCCUUAAGGUCUUAAUUGACUUAAUAAAGUAGCUAUUCUGAAUUGAAAUAUCUCCUUUGAUUGAACUGGAUGAAAAAUUACAUUUAAUAACUGUUGCUUUUCAAUUAUAAAAGCUAAUGAGAUGUUGUAUUAACUAUUUAAACUCUUUAAUCACUGUUGUGUUAUAAUUUGUUUAUAUUUGAUGUUUACAAUUUCUCUAAUAAAAUAGAUAUUUUUAUUGGCA
Sapajus apella (tufted capuchin) is the source of this 2517-nucleotide messenger RNA. RefSeq names its product asparaginyl-tRNA synthetase 2, mitochondrial (gene NARS2). Gene Ontology annotation, biological process: asparaginyl-tRNA aminoacylation. Gene Ontology annotation, cellular component: mitochondrion. The transcript has 14 exons. The coding region runs from base 375 to 1808 and encodes 477 amino acids. Gene Ontology annotation, molecular function: asparagine-tRNA ligase activity; ATP binding; nucleic acid binding. Lineage: Eukaryota; Metazoa; Chordata; Mammalia; Primates; Cebidae. The record is from RefSeq and is a predicted model, not a curated record.